AUUUGGAGGAUCCCGCCAUAACGUCAGAAGAAAGAAGAAAUCGAAACACGCAUGUUAAAACAUUUAGUUGAGAGUUUACAGAGCUUUUAACUAAAGAAAAUUAAGAGAUUAAUACAGUAUGGCAGCUGCACAUCCAGGCCAGUAUAGAGGACCAUGUAGACGAGGUAUAUUUGCACUGUCAAGUUGGAAAGUGCCACUGAAACGUCCAGAGAGUUUGAGGGAAGUAAAAGCAGAGGUGAGAGAUUGGAAACCCAGCCAGAAGCUAAUGAUGAAGUAUAAGUACGAUGGGAAUGCAGCUAGUCCUCUUGGCAAGGAGUUGAGUGUGAAACAAAAGGAUGUGGUCGAGUUUGUGAGACGACAUGAUGAACAUUGGAUCAAGGUCAGAAAUGAACAAGGGGAGGAAGGCUUUGUUCCAGAUAGUUACGUUACGGUCCAACUAGAUGCUGUGAGUAGUUUACCAUGGUUGGAUCAGAAGAACUUGGAGGAGAAAGUUAAACAGGAAUCAGCCGAGUACAAACCUUACAAGUCGGCAUAUGCACCAAAGGCAAGCGAAAAAGAGGAUAAUACAGAAGAUCUGAGCAAUUAUUACUGCAAAGUUUGUGAUAGACAAUUUAACGGACCAAUCCCCUUUAAUGCUCAUAAUAACAGUAAAGCACAUAAGGAAGAAGUGGAGAAUCAAGCUGAAUAUAAUUAAUGAAGUGUUUUUAAGCUAUAGCCAACUGGAACCCCCAAAAGUGACUAGCCUUUCGCUAGGAGUAUAGAGCAGGCGGGCUUAGGGUAGCUUAAUUUCUGUAUUUUGGUAUUGAAAUCCCUUUGAUAAACAUAGAAUGGACUGGUCCAAAUUCAAAGCUAGGGAAAUCCAUUACAUAAAUUCAGCAGGCUAGGAGUGUUGUCUUUCAGGGUUAAAGGUCAAGGGUCAAAGUGUAGAGUUUAGGGUUAAUAUUGUGUUAUAUUUGUAAGUUGUAGUUUGAUAUAACAGAAUUCUAAUUGUCAUGGAAUGAACAGGAACAAAUUUGAGCCGCGUCACGACAAAACCAACGUAAUGCGUAUGCGACCAGCAUGGAUCCAGACCAGCCUGCGCAUCCGCGCAGUCUUAUGCUGUUCGCUUACAAACCCUAUAACACGUAGAGAAACUGAUAGUGAACAGUAUGGAGCCUGAUCAGACUGCUCGGAUGCGCAGGCUGGUCCGGAUCCAUGCUGGUCGCAAACACAUUAUGUUGGUUUUGUCAUGACGCGGCUCAUGUGAAGUCCAACAACAACGAUUGUGUGCGUUUGAAAAUUUUGAUGUCAGAUUGUUUAGGGAAAGAUGACUAAGGAUUUGAUUUAUGAAGAAAAUUUUCAUGUAUAUGUUUGGGACCUUCAUUUGGUUAAAAUUCUUUAUAAUUCUCAAAAUGUGUGAGAUACAUACCUAGAAUUUAUAAGUUUUAUUGCAGAUUAAUUCAUAUUCUUGCCAAUAACUUUGAAAUAAAGGUCAGACUAUGUGUAUUAUAUGUAAAUAUAUUUCCUUACAUUGUUUUAUAUUUGAUCUCAUGGGAUGUUAUUUUUGUGAAGAAUUUAAUGUUAUCUGAAGGUUGUUUAUUGUUCCAUUUGUAAUGAUUUCUGGUUAAUAGUAAUAAAAUACGAAAGCAUGGUUAUAUAAAAAUAUAAUCUGUGACAUGUAGUAGAUUGAUGAUAAAACUAGAUUGAUAAUAUAAUCAUUGCAGCUUGGUUAUAAAAGUGCUACAGUUUGGAUAUAUAGUACUAUAAUACUGCAUGUUUGUAAUACUGCUUUUCAUUGGAUAAUUGCAGUUUGGUUAUACAGUAUUAUAGAACUGCAGAUUUGUAUCGUCGCUUUUCAUUGGAUAAUUGUUGACAUUUAUAUAAAUUGUAUACACAGCUGCUGUCAAUUUAUAAAAUGAUUUAUUUUUUCUUUGAUAAAGAAAUAUUUGUAUUAUUAUUUGUUUAUUAAUUCCUUUUAAACAUUCUUGACAGGUUGGUUGGCUGUAUUUUAUACAAAUGGUUUGCAAUAUAACCCUGGCCUUACUUCUCAGGUUAUAUAAUGCAAAUGAUAGUUUAUCUGAUUGAUAAUAAAGAUUUUUGACAGGUUAUAUGACCUAUCUAAACGGUUGUGUUAAUAUAUAACCAAAGCUGUAGGGAAUCAAUGCAGAUCCAUUUAAACUAUCAUAAUUAUUCUAUGCAAACAGACAAGAAAUUCAUUGAAAGGGCAUCAUAAAUGCAACAAUAAACGAUGAAAGAUAGUGACUGUGUUGUAUUAACUUUUGUUGUAGUAUUAUUGUAGUUUAAUGUUUUAUUCAUGUUGAAACUGUAGUUUGUUAUUGCACCGGAAGUGCCUGUUCGGACAAGUCAUUUACAUUUGAAUCAAUGAUGGGGAACAAAUUAUAUACUAAUUGGCCAUUUUUGAGGUAUUGCAAAAUUUUCCAACUAACCUUUAGUUUGUUGUUUCACCCCUGUGUUCAGUCAUGAAUAAAAAUCAUAAAUCAUGUAUAUACAUGUACAUUCAUAUAAGUUGUUUCUUGGCAAGUUUAUUCUUCAGAAUAUAUGUAUAUUGUAGUUCAUGCAAAAGGGGCGGGGCUGGGUGAGAUGGGGGGUAAAUAAAUUUUUUCCAUAUUUAUGCUUGAAGUCACAAUUGAUCAGUGUGAAGGGUGUUAGUAAGGCUCCCACGUUUACAAUUUUUUGUAAACGUUUACAUGAUUGCUAAGAACCGAAACGAUACCGUUUAAACGGUGGCACCUCUAUGUACUAUACACACCAUGUAUUUGAGUUGCCAAAUGAUGUCUUGAUUUCUAUUUUUAAUACAUGUACAAAAAAAGAAUGUGCAGGGCUCAUCACGAUUGAGUCAGCACACGUUGUAUCCCCAUUUUUUACCAAAAAUGUAUUAUGUCACGAGCAAUUUUGCACGGUAAUGCUGUGUGGAGGGUUGUAAACACCCAUUUUUAGUUUUUGACUUUGGAAUAAACCACAAGAAUUGAUAAAAUCCAUGAUUUCAGGCAAUUAAGAUAUUUUGUAAGACAAUAUGGUCAUUUCGAUUAAACGGUAAAAAAUAUCGUAAACGUUUAUGAAUGAAAAUCGAAACGAAUCCGUUUAAACGUGUAAUAGUGGGGGCCUUAGUUAACACCCUCCUCUCCCCCUUCGAGCAAUUAGUGCUGUAUUAAAGAUAUACUAUGCUCAUCUUUAAGUAAAAUAUUUUAAUGAAAGAAAUUUGUUAAAACCUAUGAAAUCCUUACUUAAUAUGUCUAAUUUGAAAUAACUAUGUAUUGGACGUCGUAUUCCCUUUUACAGGACAAGUAAAGUUGGUUUGUUCUUAAAAAACUGCUAGUUUUUUUAACGAUAUUAUAUAUUCAUAUUGUGACCACCAGUAGUGUGUAGAGUUUUAAACAUGAAAUAUCUAGUUUGUGUGAAAUCAAAAGAUGUUUAUUUUAUAUUUACAAAGAGACUGUGAGCAAUUACCAAUAUUUCCGGUUAUCAAAUUUGAGCAAAGUUUAUCUUUAAAUUGAUAAACAUAUUUUGAACUGGGUCCAACUAGAAAAUAUUUUUAUUACAAAUUGCAUUGCUGGAUAUAACUUAAUACUUGAAGCAAAAUAGUAUGGUUGUACAUAGUUUUGUUACAUUGUUGUUGACUAUUGAUAUUAAAUAUGAAAUAG
Molecule: messenger RNA, 3641 nt
Organism: Ruditapes philippinarum (Manila clam)
Lineage: Eukaryota; Metazoa; Mollusca; Bivalvia; Venerida; Veneridae
Product: epidermal growth factor receptor kinase substrate 8-like
Exons: 5
Coding region: 119-694 (191 amino acids)
Molecular function (GO): nucleic acid binding; zinc ion binding; protein binding
Source: RefSeq, a predicted model, not a curated record